Molecule: messenger RNA, 451 nt
Organism: Dicentrarchus labrax (European seabass)
Lineage: Eukaryota; Metazoa; Chordata; Actinopteri; Moronidae
Exons: 14
Coding region: 110-451 (113 amino acids)
Source: RefSeq, a predicted model, not a curated record
ACUACAGUACAUUGUAAAUAAGGAACUAAAGAAGUAGUUUCACUUUAGUUUUCUGACUUGUGACGCAGUUAUUUUCCACCAUCUAAAGCUCACAAUACGGCAAAGUAUCAUGGAGGAGAUGAAGAAAGAACGGGAGGAGAUGAAGAAAGAACUGGAGGAGAUGAAGAAAGCACUGGAGGAGAUGAAGAAAGAACGGGAGGAGAUGAAGAGAAAACAAAUGAAGGAGGAGAAGAAAAAACAGGAGGAGUUGAAGAAAGAACGGAAGGAGAUGAAGAAAGAACGGGAGGAGUUGAUGAAAGCACAAACUAGAACCAGUGACAAGUCGACUACAUCCAAUGUGUCCUUCAAGAGUGAUCUGUCAAAAGAUAUCGCCAUUGAUUUUAAAGGAGAAUUUUCUCCUCUCAGGAAGGAGGAGAAGAAAAAACUGAAGGAGGAGAAGAGAAAACAGUGA